AUGGCGUCCAUGGGACUACAGGUGCUUGGAAUCGCCUUGGCGGUCCUGGGCUGGCUGGGCGCGAUCCUGAGUUGUGCGCUCCCCAUGUGGCGGGUGACCGCCUUCAUCGGCAGCAACAUCGUCACGGCACAGACCAGCUGGGAGGGCCUGUGGAUGAACUGCGUGGUGCAGAGCACCGGGCAGAUGCAGUGCAAGGUGUACGACUCGCUGCUGGCCCUGCCGCAGGACCUGCAAGCUGCCCGAGCCCUCAUAGUCGUCUGCAUUAUCGUGGCUGCCGUGGGGAUGCUUCUCUCAGUGGUUGGAGGCAAGUGCACCAACUGCAUGGAAGACGAGACCACCAAGGCCAAGACCAUGAUAGGAGCCGGCACCGUAUUCAUCGUGGCAGCCUUGCUCGCUAUGGUGCCUAUAUCCUGGACCGCACACAACGUCAUCCGCGACUUCUACAACCCCUUGGUGGUUUCCGGGCAGAAAAGGGAGAUGGGGGCCUCGCUUUACAUCGGCUGGGCGGCUUCUGGGCUGCUGCUCCUGGGAGGAGGCCUGCUCUGCUGCAACUGCCCACCUCGCAGCAACGACAAGCCCUACUCCGCCAAGUACUCCGCCGCCCGCUCUGCUCCCGCCAGCAACUACGUGUAA
This is a messenger RNA of Microtus ochrogaster (prairie vole), 633 nucleotides long. It is a transcript of the gene Cldn4, whose product is annotated as claudin 4. NCBI's taxonomy places the organism in Eukaryota, Metazoa, Chordata, Mammalia, Rodentia, Cricetidae. Gene Ontology annotation, cellular component: membrane; bicellular tight junction. The transcript has a single exon. Gene Ontology annotation, molecular function: structural molecule activity. The coding region runs from base 1 to 633 and encodes 210 amino acids. The record is from RefSeq and is a predicted model, not a curated record.